UACCUACCUACUUGAACCACCAGGACACCGACAUAGUGGGCAGCCACCCUGGUCACCCACCAUCCAAUCUACGUCGUCCACGAGAGCUGGCACGCCAUGCCAGCACAUCACAGGGCCCCAAAUAACACCCCCGGCCCGCCCAACCAGCAUCAACCCACACCAUCCCGUCUGCUGCCUCAAUCAUCACCGCGACCGCCUCCCUCACCUCCCUCACCACCAUUUCCGACCCCCGGAGCCAAUUGUCGACUACCGAGCCGCUCCCUCUCUUGUCACCCUCCAUGCAGCAACCUUUACGCACAUAUCACUGGUCAUGUCCACAGAGAUGGCCGCCAGACCGAGUCCCACACCGCACAACCCGUCAGUCAGCCUGUCUACCCAGGUAUUCGUGUCUCUGGCGUGAGGCAUUGUCGUGUGCCAACAAUCACUGGUGGCAUCGCGUGCUCCGUUCCACCCGUUUCGCGCUGUACAGAGGCCUUGGGGAUCUUGUACUCAUCCACCCCGGAAAAGCCACCGCUCUCGUCGCCGCCGCAUGACCGUCGACCAGCAACUUCGAGGGGGUUAUGUGUGUAUAAUUUGUCCCAUCAUCUCACAAUCUUCGGCACAUGACUGGGCUUGGGAAGGCUUCCAGCUCCAGCUUGAGGCGCAAGAGGUCCCGCCUCGGCGGUAUGCGGCAACUCGCAACCCUCUUUGCUCAGAAGCGCCCGUGACAAAGGAACUAACCAUUGUUUGUUCUACCUUCCCGUUGGCCCCUUGUAUCCCGACCCGGCCUUCAACAAUGCCUUUCGGGCCUCUAAAAUGGUCUCUACCACGCAGCUGGGUAGUGUAGAUCCAGCCACUUCAUGUCGCCAGAGCGGUAAACAUUGAUCCCGUACCACAGCCGCUCACCCGCCCCU
Molecule: messenger RNA, 893 nt
Organism: Colletotrichum navitas
Lineage: Eukaryota; Fungi; Ascomycota; Sordariomycetes; Glomerellales; Glomerellaceae
Exons: 1
Coding region: 97-606 (169 amino acids)
Source: RefSeq, a predicted model, not a curated record